AUGUUGAGCCGUUUGAUCGCCGUGUCCCUCUCAGCAUUGUUAUUUCUCACAUUUCUGUUGCAUCUCAGGAUACCAGGGUCAUGGCUAUUGCAGAAGGCACCUGCAAAGGUCACGCAGUCUCGCAAGCACACCGCAUUCGACGACCCCAAAAUCGAUUGGGCACGGCGACCUCAGAAAUAUCCUUCGUCUAAGGUGUACUCACUUCCCAGGCCGGCUCUGACCCAUCUUCCACGGAUUCAAUUUGACUUCUCAAAUCAAACAGAAUCUGCCGCGGAGGCUGCAACGCGAAGACAGCGGCUCGCUCAAGUGAAAGGUGCUCUGAAGCGCUCCUGGCAGGCGUAUCAACUCAAAGCAUGGAUGAAGGACGAACUGGCACCGGUGUCCGGCAGCCACAAGACCACCUUUGGAGGCUGGGCCGCGACUCUGGUGGAUACACUGGACACUCUGUGGAUCGCCGGCCUCAGAGAUGAGUUUUACGAAGCCGUGGAUGCUGCAAUGGAGAUUGACUUCUCGAACUCUGCCAUGAGGGAGAUCAAUGUAUUCGAGACUACGAUACGCUAUCUGGGAGGAUUCAUCGCGGCUUACGAUCUCUCUGGCGACAAGCGUCUCCUCCAAAAGGCUGUGGAACUUGCGCAUCUUCUCUACGCUUCAUUCGACACCCCAAACCGCCUGCCUGUACUUCGAUGGAACUUCCGUCACGCACAGCAUCAUCUCGGCCAGACAGCCACCAAACCGGUCCUCCUUGCGGAGAUCGGCUCACUGUCACUGGAAUUCACUCGCUUGUCGCAGAUCACCAACGAUCCCAGGUGGUAUGAUGCUAUCCACAGGAUCAUGGCGCUGUUUGAGCAAGAACAGCACAAGACGGCGCUCCCCGGGAUGUGGCCAGUUGAAGUGAAUGCCGAAGACGCAGACUUCCAUACUGGCUACCUGUUCUCUCUUGCCGCCUGGGCUGACUCUAUGUACGAAUACCUGCCUAAGAUGUAUGCUCUGCUUGGCGGAUCAGAUCAGUAUGCCAGGAUGUGGGAGUCAGCCGCGGAUACUGCGAUCAAAUACUCCCUCUACCGGCCCUUAAUUAGAGAGAAUAUAACGGUGCUCAUGGCUGGGACGGUAAUGGUAGAAGGGGACAAUGUUUCCUUGCAGCCGGAACUUCAGCAUCUUGUUUGCUAUGCAGGUGGCAUGUUUGCUCUUGGUGGGCGUUUACUAGGGAAUCAAAGCCACGUCGAUAUUGGACGGAAGCUGACCGACGGAUGUGCAUGGGCUUAUGAGAAGACCGAGACCGGCAUUAUGCCAGAGACAUCAAAUCUCAUACCAUGCGCCAUAGGCGAACCGUGCAAAUGGGACUCCGAGAAGUGGCAUGCGGCCGUGUUGGAAGAUGCAUCGCCCGAGGAUAAGGAGGCGGGAUUGAGCGCCGGGGAGAUCAUCGAGGCCCAGCACUUGCCGCAUGGAUUUUCAGCAAUCACCAACCCCAGCUAUCGCUUGCGACCAGAAGCCAUCGAAAGCGUCUUCAUUCUGUAUCGCAUCACUGGCAAUAAGACGCUGCAAGACACAGCUUGGAAUAUGUUCCGAAGCAUUCAUGCACACACAAGAACCGACCUCGCGCAUGCCGCUCUCACUGAUGUGAGAAACACCACGGCCCCGCGGGAAGAUACGAUGGAAAGCUUCUGGUGAGUCGAAGCUCGGUGUUGUUCUGGGCCAUGUCGGCAUGACUAACUCUUUCGGAUAGGACCGCUGAGACGCUCAAGUACUUCUACUUGACCUUUGCGGAGCCCGACCACAUUAGCCUGGACGAAUACGUUUUCAAUACGGAAGCACAUCCCUUCAGACUCCGCACCGCCGCCUCACGGAAGAGUGGCCUGAGAUGGCAAUGGAAAGCAGGAUGA
Molecule: messenger RNA, 1880 nt
Organism: Lecanosticta acicola
Lineage: Eukaryota; Fungi; Ascomycota; Dothideomycetes; Mycosphaerellales; Mycosphaerellaceae
Source: the annotation of a GenBank genome assembly